CGGGCGCCGUCAUCGGCCCAGUACCGAGGGGGUCUAUCUGUUGGCCCGCUAUCUCGUCCGCGAGGCCGUGCCGUGCGUCACGCACACCGGCCCAUAAGAGCUGGCCGGCGGCGCUGGACACCGGCUCAGUCGCUGCGCAGAUCCGUCCGCCGCCGCUGCUGCCGUGUCCUCUUCCGCCGCCGCCAUUGUCGCCGCCGUCUCCGUCACGGAAGGCUGCCGCCCCUGUAUGAUCUCGAGCCCCGCUGCCGCUCGGCUUGCCGCCGUCCACCUGUUGCUCUUCGACUCGUGUCUCGCAUGCCACAAGAUGUCAGCCUUCCCACAAGGCAUGCACGCUGCAUACAAAGUGCGCAGCAACUUGCAGAAGUACGAGUCAAUGACCAAGGCAGAUCGACAGUCAUCAUUCAGCAGCUCUAGUACAGAUAACUCAGGCAGCGGGAACUACCCUCACAUGGGAAAUAAAUUUAUGGAAGAGUUGCCCACUAAAUAUAAUGACAAGUUGAUGAAGAGUAUCUGGGGUUUCUAUAACAGAUAUUCUGUUCACAACCUGAAGACAAUUGAGGAUGGAAAUGCCAGCAAGAGCCAGCAGUAAUUAAUGACUGCUGGCUCUGGAGGGCAAUGGGCAGGCAGCCCCCAGCUCUCUAGUAAUGGUGACACUAUGUGGUUCACACAAUGGACUUACUGUCAGGUAGCUGACACCAGAGGAGGUCCUGUCUCCACAGUUUGCAUUACUUCAGUAUAAUUUUGAGGGAAAUUAAUUAAUUUUUGUUAAACAUGAAACACAUCUGUAAUAAUGUGGAUCACUAGUCUUCCAUUAACUAUGUGUGUAGUUGUGUAGAUAAUUUCCCAAGAAAUAUAUUUUAAAGUAAUAAUAGAAGUUCCAAAUGAAAAGAUUGGAAGAAUGUGAUAUUUUACUUAUGUGUUAUAAUUUUUUAAGAAAAUAUAAUCAAUGUCAUAUAUUUAUAGGUAACAAUGUAAAAUAAUUUAUGUUAAAGAAAAUAAAAAAUAACAAUGUUGUGAUACUAUUGCAUUAAAAUGAAUGCUAAAUAAACAGUUUCUACUGAAAAUAUAACCCAGGAGACACAACUUUAGCAUUACUUUUUACCUACUUACAGACAGUGACUAUCCGAUUUAUGCAAUAACUAUGAUACUGAAAAUCUGAGAAAAGACAAAUAGUUAGCGUAUUUUUUCAUAUAUCACACCAUCAGGCAUUACGUACUGAUGGAAAGAGAAAACAAAUAUGAUACAGUGUGAAAAUAACUACAAAGAAGAGCACCUCUAAACAGGGCUCCAAUAAGGACAAGGUAUAAGAAAAUCCUAGUUACCAAAUAUCAGUAUUCUGUAUGAUUACAACUACUGCUCAUUGAAUUAUCUGCAGAGAAAAAUUCAGCCUCACUUUGCUCACGGUAUAUGUCUCUUGCAGAAAUAUCUUUUGGAGUUGCAAUGUAACCACUUUGCUGGGGAUAAAUGUUGUCAACAGAAUAUAAUUCAAAGUAAAUGUCCGCGACUGCUACGGUCGCAGGUUCGAAUCCUGCCUCGGGCAUGGAUGUGUGUGAUGUCCUUAGGUUAGUUAGGUUUAAGUAGUUCUAAGUUCUAGGGGACUAAUGACCUAUGCAGUUAAGCCCCAUAGUGCUCAGAGCCAUUUUUUAAAGUAAAUGUCUUUACAAAAUAUUAAUUUUGAAGACUGUAGCUGAAAUAUAAUAUGUUCUUGAAAUGUGUUGGGUGCAAUUCAGUUUGUUCAAAAUAAUAAAUGUUGACCACAACUUAUCAUCAUUUUGUUGCUUCACUGCAGAUGAUGUUUCCUAUAAGAGUCAUAAGUGAAAAUAGGUCAGAGAACACUAUGAUUCUCGAAAGACGUGAAAAGUUAUUAGGGCUUCUGCUCAAAAUCUUACAUCAUACUGGGCCUCCCACACACAAUUUCUUACUAGUCUUCUAUACUCUUGCUAACAAUUGAUGUAUUGUUGCUUAUACUAAAUUUGCCAAUUGCAAUUACAGAAAUUGUUGAUAAUUACAAAAAAUGUAAUCAUCUGAUGGUUACAAUUAAAAUGCAUGGAAUGUGAUACAAAGAUGAUUAUGUAUCUCUUGUGUUCAUAGUAAAAUAAUUGGAAUGAUGCAAUAAACAAUACUCAUUACAUU
Schistocerca gregaria is the source of this 2133-nucleotide messenger RNA. RefSeq lists its product as uncharacterized. The coding region runs from base 227 to 589 and encodes 120 amino acids. Lineage: Eukaryota; Metazoa; Arthropoda; Insecta; Orthoptera; Acrididae. The transcript has 5 exons. The record is from RefSeq and is a predicted model, not a curated record.